Acanthochromis polyacanthus (spiny chromis) is the source of this 4851-nucleotide messenger RNA. RefSeq names its product MAGUK p55 scaffold protein 3a (gene mpp3a). The coding region runs from base 210 to 2045 and encodes 611 amino acids. Gene Ontology annotation, molecular function: protein binding. Gene Ontology annotation, cellular component: plasma membrane; cell-cell junction. The record is from RefSeq and is a predicted model, not a curated record. The transcript has 20 exons. Lineage: Eukaryota; Metazoa; Chordata; Actinopteri; Pomacentridae.
AGAGAGAAAGAGGGGAAGAGGCAGACACUGGGAGGCAGCAGGUUUGUGAGAGCAGCAGCCAGAGGAGGAGGAGGAGGAGGAAGAAAGAAGGAAGGAGGAGGAAUCAGAGCGAGAGAAACAGUGUGGCUGCAGUCAGGAGGGACGCAAACACUGAGAGAGAGAGAGGAGGAGAUAGAAGAGAAGGUUUCCCCUCCUCACCUCACUGACCCAUGAAAGAAGCCAUGCCGGUUCUCACAGCAGGAGCGGGGCUGCACGAAACGCUGGCCCUGCUGACCUCUCAGCUGAGGCCCGAUGCCAACCACAAAGAGGACAUGGUGUUCCUCAAAGACGUCUUCAGCGAGCGGAGUUUGGGCUACCUCAUGAAGAUUCACGAGAAGCUGCGACAGUACGAGCGGCAGAGUCCGACACCUGUUCUCCACAGUGCCUCUUCUCUGGCAGAGGAUGUGGCCGAGGAGCUGCAGAGUGGACCAAUGAGCACAGAGGAGAAGGAGCUGCUGCACCUGUUAACGUCGCCACAUCUCAAGGCAGUCCUCUCGGUUCACGACACCGUGGCCCAGAAGAACUUCGACCCGGUGCUGCCGCCGCUGCCGGACGACUUCGAGGACGAGCUGGAGGAGGAGUCGGUGAAGAUCGUCCGGCUGGUGAAGAACAAGGAGCCUCUGGGCGCCACCAUCAGGAGAGAUGAAGCCACUGGGGCAGUGAUCGUAGCUCGGAUCAUGAGAGGAGGAGCAGCUGAUCGAAGCGGCCUCGUCCAUGUCGGAGAUGAACUCAGGGAGGUCAACGGAGUCUCUGUGAUCCACAAGAGGCCCGAUGAGAUCAGUCAGCUGCUGUCCCAGUCCCAAGGCUCCAUCACUCUAAAGAUAAUCCCCGCCAUUAAAGAGGAGGACCGACUGAAGGAGAGCAAGGUUUACAUGAGAGCCCUAUUUGACUACAUCCCAUUGGAAGACAAGGCCACGCCCUGCCAGGAGGCGGGACUUCCUUUCAAACGAGGAGACAUCCUGCAGGUCGUGACCCAGGACGACCCCACGUGGUGGCAGGCCAAGCGGGUCGGAGACAGCAACCUGCGGGCCGGACUCGUCCCGUCCAAACAGUUCCAGGAGAGGCGACUGGCCUACAGGAUGAAAAUGGGCACGCUUCCGAAUCCAAAAUCCCCUAAAAAGCCUGCCUAUGACCAAGGAUGUGAUAAAGAGGACUGUGACUGUGAGGGCUAUUUCAAUGGACAGUACAUAGUCUCUCCUAAGUGUAAAGCAGUGGCGCCCUCCUGUGGCCAGGUGUUUUCCUGGGAAUUUUAUUCAGCUGGUUUACGGAGGAGUUUCCGGCUGAGUCGUAAGGACAGGCAGGGAUCAUCAGGGGAGGGAUCUGAUCCAGGAGACCCCGACUUCCUGACCUAUGAAGAGGUGACCCGCUACCAGCAGAGGCCCAAUGAGAGGCCACGACUGGUGGUUCUGAUCGGUUCUCUCGGAGCGCGAAUCAAUGAACUUAAGCAGCGGGUGAUUGCAGAAAACCCUCAUCGUUACGCAGUAGCUGUACCACACACCACCAGGCCCAAGAAGCCUCAUGAGAAGGACGGUGUAGAGUACCACUUCGUCACCAAGCAGCAGUUUGACACAGACGCUUUGAACAACAAGUUCAUAGAACACGGGGAAUACAAGGAGAACCAGUAUGGCACCAGUAUAGAGGCGAUCCGCUCCGUCCAGGCCAAGAAUAAGAUGUGCAUAGUAGACGUGCAGCCUGAGGCCCUGAAGAGGCUGCGGACGGCAGAGUUCAAGCCAUACGUUAUAUUUGUCAAACCUCGUGUUCCUGAGAGCCGACGUCGCCGCAGUGCAGCCACUUCACCAGGAGGGGGCGAGCACGGCCGCAUCACGGAUGAAGACCUCCAGGAGAUGCGUCAGUCUGCCAUCCAGAUCGACCAGCAGUACGGACACCUGGUGGACCGCGUCCUGAUCAAGGAGGACUCGGCCAGCGCUUGUGCAGAACUGCGAGGUAUUUUGGAGAGGCUGGAGCGAGAAUCCUUCUGGGUGCCUCUCUGCUGGGUGCGGACCUAAACUUUAACAACACCCCCCCCCCCCCCCCCCCCCCCCCCCCAAAACCCCUUCUGGAGGAACUUCACAGUCCCAAGCCCUGCACUGCUCCUCUCCUGAUGAGCUGAUCCCCUCCUCCUGGCCUGCUGGCCAGCCUGGAGUCUGCAGAACUCCACAACCUGACUGUCAGAGGGCUAGUCAGCCAAAAACCAACUGAGGCACCCGAAAGAGAGGAUGAUGUCAGGGGAUCACCUCAGUUUUGCAGCAGGUACAUUGCCCAAAAGUCACAGUCUUACUUCCUCCAAUUUAUUCAGGUUUGGUUUUAAUCUGUUUAUUGACUUCAAAGGCAAGAAAGGGAUCAAAGUUUGUAGUUUAAAAAGUAAUGGUUUAUUUUAUUGCUCUCGUAUUUUCCAAGUAAUUUCAUGCAUAAUUUUGCAACGAUUAUCUUUUAUUUAACUGUAAAUUACAAAAACAUCAAUGCAACACAAUUUGGAACUAAUUUCAAGGGGGAACCAGGAAGCUGUAGCUGUAGUGCUUGCUCAUUAUAUUCCAAUUUAAGAGACAAACAGAAAUUUAUGUUGCAGACAACUAAAACAAUAGAUGAUUAAGGGAUUCCAAUAUACAGCCAAAUUUCCUAGAAUGAAAAUUAUUGAUUAUUUAGAAAAUGUUAUGCAUUUAAUUAAAUCAAAAUUAAUUCAUUUGUCUGUAAAAAAAAAAGUGUACUACUCAGGAUGUGAGUUUGUGGAUCAUCACGCAAAGAAAACAAAAUCUGAUAAGUAUCAUGUGCUGCAAAAUGUAAGAGCUGCGGCUGUCGAUCAGUGACGCUUCAGUGUCAUCAUUUAAUCAGCAAAAGAGCUCCUGAACAUUUCAGCUGCAGUAGUCUCCUCAUUUAACAACCACACCUCUUAUGUAUUAAAUUAUAGCCUUUGUGAUUUGCUAAUUGCACUGCUUCAAUUUGAAAUUAAUUGUCCAGCCAAAGUUUCUACUUAAUGAAAUCAUAUAAAUGAGCCAUAUUUCAAUUUUAUCUGCUCUCUGCACACAGUUUUCUCAUUAAAACACGAGUUUCACAUUCUAACAAUGACAUUUUUUAAUACAACAAGAAAUUGACCAGUGUCCUGUUCUCUGGUGUGGCAGUCACAUGCUUUCAUAGCAUGAUGUUAAAACAUAAAACUACAGAACCUCCAGUGCAGCUGAAAACUAGAAUUGCUUGUAUUGAUUCAAAUGCAUUUCAGUCUGACCUGCAAUAGGUUUUUGAUUACAUCAGUGGGUAACUAUUGAUUUAUUCGACAUUUAUGCAGUGUUUUGGUUAAAUUUCAAGACUUAUUUGUAGUUUUCAGAAAACUUCAAAUCAGCACAUGGAAUCAAAUUAAUAAAUACUUUAUUUUCAAGUGGGUUACUUAUCUAAUACAUACAUUUUUGUUAAAUAUACUGAGCAGGUUCUUAAUAAAUUUCUCCUGAACCUGGAUAUAUUCUUGUAACUACAGCUAUUUGGGGGAAUGUUGCAGAAACUGAUCCAUGAAAUUAUCUGGAAAGCAUGUGAUAAAAUAGACCAGAUGUUUUAUUCCUCACACUGAGAGCUUCAGGUUUGGGAUCCCACUCAGAGGAUUUCUCAGUCAGCUUUACUGUGACUCCUGUUGGAGUAACUUUUAGUAGCAUGUUUUUUUUUUUUUUUAGUUAAACAGCUUUACUCAACUCAGCGCCAACUGCAGAAUGCUUCCUGUUUAUUCCUACUGCUCAUGCAUCCUGUACAGUAUACGAGCCUGUUAUACAACCAACACAACAGGAAAUACAGAGUUAAAUGAAUGCCAUCCGACACUAAUUCAUUGUUUUUGCUAAAUAUAAUUUCCACGGAGAUUGUAUCCAAAUGGAAUGUGAGAAUUUUAUUUUCUACCAAACUGUCUGUUUUUAGGAAAUGCAUGAUUAUUUAGUAUGUAAAUAGUGUAAAUGUUACUCCUUGUGUGCCAACGAAACGUCUCGUAGCACUUCAAUGCAACCUGUUUACCUUGGAUCCCCGGGAACCCACGUCAGUUUGUGUGUUUAAAAAAACAACAAAGAUGUGCACAAAGUGUGUGUGGAUGGAUGUCACAGUGUGUGUUCACGUAUGCCAACCUGCGAUGCUCCUUUUACAUACAGGAAUGGAUUUUGUACAGUUUCUUUGUACAUACAGCAUCUGUGUUUUUAACUGUAAAACAGGGUUGGACACUAGCUGGCUUUUCUUUGCAUUAUGUGAUAGUAAAAUCACAAAUUGGGGUUUUGGUUGGGCAGAAAGUAACAAUUUGAAGGCAUGAUGUUACACAAAUAAUUCUUUAAAAUGAAAACUCUACAUCCAAUUAAAGGCCUGGCAUUGACAUAAAAUACAGUAUAAAUUUUAUAUCAUCCAAGCAUUUAGUGUAGCAAAAUAAAAAGGUUGCAAUUGUUCCUUUUCCCUGCACUGGCUGUGAAAACAUACCUAUUGGAAUGGAAUUAAUGGGUUGAAAUCUUGCUCCGUUUCCCAGGUUUGGGUUAAUCCAAGUCCAGAAAUUUUUCUUAAAAACUAGGGAUCACAGAGAUCUUCUCACAGCCACAAUGAAAGGAAGAAUUGAAGCAACCAACAGCUCUUUCUUUGGCAUGUGUUAUGCAUCAUUUAAAAAAAAAAAAAGUGAACCAAUCAGGUAAAAACUCUGUAUCACAGGUAUUUGCAAAGCCAAAGCAGCUUCCAGAUCCCCUCUGUUCUUUGUUUUUCUUUGUAUAACAUGAAAUAUUUAAACUGCUGUAUGAACCAAGAAACCCAGAAUGUUGAGUUUGUAACCUGAAAUGUACAAAGUGCCAUAAUAAAGCUAGCUGAAUCUAA